Branchiostoma belcheri (Belcher's lancelet) is the source of this 1653-nucleotide messenger RNA. RefSeq names its product fibronectin-like. Gene Ontology annotation, molecular function: protein binding. The record is from RefSeq and is a predicted model, not a curated record. The coding region runs from base 40 to 1653 and encodes 537 amino acids. NCBI's taxonomy places the organism in Eukaryota, Metazoa, Chordata, Leptocardii, Amphioxiformes, Branchiostomatidae. The transcript is spliced from 8 exons.
GCAACAACCACCAAAACGACUGGCCAAACUACAACUGCCAUGACCAUCACAACAACACCAGCAGAACCCGACAUGCCUUCAAACCUUCGGUUAAUCCUAAGAGAAACAGACCGGCUCGGACUGGAAUGGACUGGUACUGGUGAUAACUACCGGGUGACCUACCAGCCGUCUGGAGAUACAGGAACUGUCUCUGUGUCCUCCACACCUAACACCACACACACCAUCGGUAACCUGACGGCGGGGACGUCGUACGCUGUCAGGGUGUACAGUGUCAGCGGAUAUCUGCAAAGUGCGCCACUGGAAGGACAUUGGGAUACAAAACCUGAGGCUCCCACAGACCUCCAGUUGUCCACAGUGGGCACAGACACCCUCAAUGUGACGUGGACUGCCACUAGUUCUGCUGAUUUCUACCGUGUAACUUACGAGCCAUCUGAUGGCCCUGAAAUCGAAUUUGUGGCCUCCACGACUGACACCACACACAUCAUUGGGAAUCUGUCCGGAGGAACCUUGUACACUGUCAGGGUGUACGGGAUCAGGAACGUUGUGGAGGGCGAACCGCUCCAGGGAGAUCAGACAACAGAUCCGGAGGCUCCUACAAACCUUGAGUUCUUCUUUGUGGGCACGAACAUUCUAGAUGUGGCGUGGACACGCUCUAGUUCUGCUGAUGAAUACAGAGUGACCUACCAGGCGUCUGGGGGUAACGAGACCGACCAUGCGGUACAGACAAGCAAUGCACGCAGUAUCUUUGGUCUGUCUGCAGGAACCCUGUACACUAUAAGGGUGUACAGUCUGAGCAAUGGUGCACAAAGCCUGCCACUUGAAGGACAUCAGAGAACAAAUCCCGAAGCUCCCACAAACCUACGGUUCAUCACUGUGAACACAGACAGCCUUGAUGUGUCCUGGAAUGCCUCUAGUUCUGCUGAUUCAUACAGAGUCAUCUUCAACUCAACUUCCGGAGGUGUGGAUGCUGUAUCUGUCAACUCCACAUCCAACACCACACACACCAUUACGAGUCUGCUGCCAGGAACCCUGUACACGGUCAGAGUCUACAGUCUCAAGGCUGGGUCUGUAAGCGUCUCGCUACAAGGAGACCAGGGAACAAAACCCGAGGCUCCUGCAAAUUUUCGUUUCUCCAGACUGAGCACAGACAGACUUGUAGCAGAAUGGAACGCGUCUAGUUCUGCUGAUACAUACCGAGUGACCUACCAGGCACCUGGUGACCCUGAGGUUGAGUCUGUGGCCUCCACGCCUAGCACCACACACACCAUUGGUAAUCUGACGGCUGGAACGGGGUACACUGUCAGGGUGUACGGAAUCAGACACGGUGUAGAAAGCGAUCCCCUUCAGCGAAUUCAUACUAUCAGGCCAGAGGCUCCUACAAACCUUCAGAUCAUCACAGUGAACGCGGACAGCCUUGAGGUGUCCUGGACUGCCUCUAGUUCUGCUGAUUCCUACGAAGUCACCUGCUUGGCGUCCGGUUUUGGGUAUUCCACAUCCACUACACACACCAGUCACACCAUUGAGGGUCUGUUGCCAGGAACCCUGUACACGGUCCGGGUCUACAGUCUCAAGAACGGUGUUGAAAGCGACCCGAAGCAGAUAAACCAUGGAACAAUACAGAAUGACCAUAUAAAGAAGAAACAGAACCAAUAG